AUUUAAACUUUAUAUUUUUUCCUGUUUUUGUUUUCUGUUUUCAAAUUGACUCGCGAAUCGGUCGCGUCAGACAGCAAGCGUGCAUCGUCCCCCUAAGCGAAUUCAACCCCUGUAGCACUGCAUUGUUUGGGUUUCUGGCUGUCGAUUGUCAAUGAUGGGUGAUGAUCCUUGGGAUGACUGGGAAAGUGCAGCCGAUGCAGGUCUUAUAGAUUAUAACGCGCCGGUGAAAAGCACACGAAAAGAGAAAACUGAAGAAGAAAAGAGCAAAGAACUUUGGGAAAAAGCUAAUCAGACCCUUACACCAACUGUGAUUCGCACCGAUUCUUCGCGUACUGAGUAUAAACCAGAGAUAAAGAUUCUGAAACGGCCUAGCAAUUUUCCGCGAGGAUCCGGAACGAGAAAGGACCCGGCUACAUCAGCGCCUGUAAAGACGUUGGCUGAACGCGAAAAAGAGUAUUUGGCAGCACGAGAAAGAAUAUUGAAAGAGAAAUAAAAGAAACCUUCACAUUAUUAUGAUGGUACGGAUACUUGCUUAUCCAAAACAAGGGGCAGAAGUAUCAAUGACAACCCAGGCUUCAGUCCGCAAAACUAUUUUAUAUGCUGUUUACUCUUGAUCAC
This is a messenger RNA of Radiomyces spectabilis, 618 nucleotides long. RefSeq lists its product as uncharacterized. Bases 152 to 493 code for a protein of 113 amino acids. The transcript is spliced from 4 exons. The record is from RefSeq and is a predicted model, not a curated record. Lineage: Eukaryota; Fungi; Mucoromycota; Mucoromycetes; Mucorales; Radiomycetaceae.